Molecule: messenger RNA, 2545 nt
Organism: Nematostella vectensis (starlet sea anemone)
Lineage: Eukaryota; Metazoa; Cnidaria; Anthozoa; Actiniaria; Edwardsiidae
Exons: 8
Coding region: 391-2040 (549 amino acids)
Biological process (GO): signal transduction
Molecular function (GO): protein binding
Source: RefSeq, a predicted model, not a curated record
AAGCAAAAUAUAACAAUUUACAACCAUAAUCGGUGUUUUGACAGGAGGUGGAACUGUUGCGUUCGAAUCCAGAUUUCCACCAAACCAACCAUGAAUCUGUGAAUUUGCAUUUACAUCAACUACAUUGUUGGCUAUUGCAGACAGUCUAGUUUUGAUAAAAUCGGUCGAAAUGUCUAGUGUCUACAAGUAGAAAAGCCAUUGCGAGAUCAUUGUUAUUUGGGAAUCGCCAUUUUGGCGAUACGCGACGCACACGCGGACGUGACGAUUUGUUGGGGUUAAAUGCUAUUUAACAGCGUAACCUCAAAAGCGAGGAGCGACGAAUCGGGCAAUUCCAUGUGCUCACAUUUGCUUUUCUAAUUGAACAACCGACCGUCUGAUCUAUUUUCAAGGAUGUCGACAGAGGAGGAAUUCCAAAAAGGACAGGGAUCUGUGGAUUCUGAAGAUUCUCUUGAGGCGGAUUUCGACAUUGAUUCGUUUAUCGACGAUGAAUUUUCUUCCAUAAGUGCCGCUAUGUUUGAGCACGAAGAACUCGAAGCGGCGGAAAAGGAAUGUCCUCCCGAAGGAGAGUCACACUUGGCCAAGCAGCUGAAAAGCCUUAGAGAGUCCUUUUCAGAUUCAAGUGGUGGUUUCAAAGCGCUGAAACCGAGUGUAAGGUUUCAGGGGGUUGAUGAACCUGGUCCGUCGAGUGUUUGUUGUGAGGCUUGUAUAAAGCUACGAGAAAGCAAAGAAUCCACACCGGCGCAGGAAACAAGUGCAGAGCGUGAAAAUAGAGAGGUUAUUUCAGUGCCUGACAUCCGUAGCUCCAUAGUGUCUGAUGAGAUCAUAGUUGAUUUACGUGAGGAUAUUGGUAGUUGCUGGAAAACAUUAGGUGCCUGUUUAGGAAUCAACAAUUCAAAGUUGAUGAACAUUGAUGCAGACAUUCCCAACAGUGCAGAAAAAGGACAAAAAUUACUUUUGGCAUGGAAACAACAGCAAGGCCAUGGCGCUACUGUUGGUUGUCUGGAACAAGCUCUGUUGAGAACAAAACGUAAAGAUAUAGCUGACUUCUUAGCAGAGCUUGCAGGGCUAUCUACACUUGAGGCCCAAGGAAUAAGGUCCCUCAAUCAGCCCCUCAACCUCAACAUUAGAGUUAGUCUCACUACUGACCAUGAGAACCCAGAAACCAUUCAACCUGUUCUUCUUUGUGAGGACAUUCUGGGAAGAAAAUAUCUGGUCAAGGAAAUAACCGAUGGGGAUAACUGGAAAGUUGAAAAGAUUGUUGACGAUGAACGAGUUCUUGAAAGGAUGAUUACAGCAGCUCGAUACUCCAAGAAAACCAAGGAACAACGGCGACAGGAAAGUUUGAAACGAGUAUCCGCCGAACUUUCACAACUGAGGAAAAGAAUUCAGAAAGUUACUCUAAGUAGUGAUGAUAGUGACUGCGAUAUAUCCCCAAGAGAGGAGCUGCCACAGCAAAUACUGUCCACCAAAACUAAGGAAAACAAUUUAUCAUCUGCAGAUUUAUCUGAGCUUCUAAGGACUUGUGAGUUUCAAAGUGACAGCUGGCAGCGGAUGUAUAGGGUUUUAAUCAAGCUUAUUGGGGAGGUUGGUCCGCUUGAUGGUAAUUCAAGGUGCCUUAAACAACUCUCUGAUUUUACCAAUGAGCUGCGUGACCAGGAGAAUAAAUUGUUUCCCAAGAUAGAGCAGUUGGAACAAGUACAAAAGCAGUUGGAUAAAGAUCAGCUUGUAAGACUUGCCAGCUUACAGAAAUGGAGGCAAACUCAAAAUCAGCAAGUAGAUGGGAUUGAAAAACUCUUGACAAGCUUGCUGGAACAAGGAAACAUAAGGCUAACUAGAAAACAACAAAAGGCGCAGAAUCGCAAGUCCGAGCCUAUUCUAAGCAGAUUGACACCAGGGAAGAAUGGGAGACGUCGAUCAAGAACUGAAACCUCCGAAAGCAGAAGCGCUUACCUCAACAGUCUGAGUGACGUCAGAGAGGGGCGACAACCGGUCAUUUCAUCUCCAAUAUGUGCACGACAGAUGCAGGUUAUGGAAAGAUAAUGCAUAGUUUUCACAUCAGCAGACAUUAAUGUGGCACGUUCUAGUGCCAACUGAAGAACUAAGAAAACUGAGUAGAUAUUCGGUAAAGUUUUGUUUUGAUUGCUGAUGAUGACCAAUGCUGGUGAUGAUGAUGCUGAUGAUGACUAGAUAAUUAGACAACAACGAUGAUUAUACGAAAGAUAGUGACAUCAAGAUAAUGAUGUCAGUGAUGUCGAUGUGUAAAGCCAUCAGUCCACGUUGUGAGGAAUUUGAGACUGACACUAAAGACGGCUUCACGGUAGAUACUACUUAGUCUUGUUAAGUCUGAGCUCUCCACAAGCUGUAUAUAAUAUGUGAAAAGCUGAUUAUUUUGAAAUUAAAUGAAAUACUUGAAAGACCUUUGCUAUGUUUAAGUUAUGUAAAUAGCCGCCAUCAGAAUAAGUUCUGUUGUAUUAUUGAACUCUCUGCUUGCUCUGAUCUACCAUUGUUACAGUCUCAUUACUGAUUAAAGAACGUCGAUAGAUCA